CUCGGGCCAGCGGCCCCCGGCCGCUCUUCGAGUGUCCCUUCGGGUGGCUCCGCUCCCGGGGCUGCGGGCCGCAGCUGUCUCGGCGCGGCCCGGCCCUGCUCCCGCCCUCGCGUUCCCAUUGGCCGAGCCGCUGGCCUGCGGGACCGCGCUGCCAUGCGAUUGGCGGCCGCGGCCGUCACUCAGGGCCGGGGCGGGGGUCGGGUUCCCGUGUCGGCCCCUGUGCCUGGCGCUGCCCCGGUGGGGCAGGAGCGCUCACCGGCCCAUCCCCUCCCGGUCUUUUCGGGAUUCCUGGCGCCGUGCCUUGUCUCACUGAACCCUCCGACUCGCCCUGUCCCCGCUGCCUCCUGCUCGUCCCCGCCGAUAAACUCAGCGCUGCUCCCUGUAACGGGGUGGGCGCCCCUGAGCCCCGUCGGUACCCGGGCCGAGGUGUCAUCCCGGCAGUGCCCUGCGGUGCCCGGUGCCCCCGCGCUCCCGGGCGCGGCUCGGUGCAUUGUGGGAGAGCCGCGGGAGCGCUGCUGGUGCUCGGGGAGCCGUAACCGACCGGGGCCGCCGGGCGCCCGCGCGGGCGAGGCUGCCGGGGCUGCGGCCGCAGCGCUGCCCGGGUCUCCGAAGGUGUCGUGCCCCUGGCGUAGUUAGCGAUGCUCCGACUGGUUGUUUGAAGUGCCUGAGAGGACGUGGAGCAUGUUGCAGAUCGGAGCUGCAAGACUUAACACAAGGCCAGUGUUUGGGGGUGUGAGAUCUCGUAUUGGGAUCCAGCAAAAUCUUCUGAAUAGAUCGUCACCAGCUGUGAGCUUCCAGCAGACUUUUGAUGCCCGACAGAAGAUAGGACUCACUGAUGCCCGGCACAAGCUGGGGGUUAAAGAUGCCCGAGAAAAACUGGUUCAAAAGGACGCUCGCUUCAAAAUCAAAGGGAAGGUGCAGGAUGCUCGAGAGAUGUUGAAUUCCCGUAAGCAGCAAAGUGUUGCUGCUGAAAAGGUGACCAAAGUGGUGGAUGCCAGAGAGAAGAUCAGCUUAAAAAGGAGCACUCCAGCUGCUAUCAGCCCGGCUAUGGGGACAGUAAAUCCAGCCAUGAAAAUCACCAAAACUAUCCAACAGAAGGCUCCAGUUCCUGGACACUCUCAUCCUGCAGGAAUGAAGAUCAAUGUGGUGAACAACCAUACACAUAAACAGGGUCUGUAUGACACAGAAGAUGAUGAGGAAAGCGUCUCUCCCCUUCCUAGCAAACAGAUGAAAAUCACCACCACAAACAGUUUCCUGCACAACUCGACUGGUCUGAGCAGCAAUAAAUUCUCUCUGUCCAAGACUGUUCCCCUGACUAAAGUGGUCCAGAACGAUACAUACACAGCUCCACCUGCGACUCCCCCUCCUAUGCGGACAAAGGCCUUGGCAAACAUGUCCCGGACCUUAGUGACAAAGGAAGUGCCUCCAAAAGAGCCAGCGCCUGUUGAGCUGGCGUUCAGUCCUUUGGAAGGCACAAAGAUGACCGUAAAUAAUCUGCAUCCUCGAGUCACAGAAGAAGAUAUUGUUGAGUUGUUCUGUGUGUGUGGCGCUCUGAAGCGAGCCCGGCUGGUGCACCCUGGUGUGGCUGAGGUAGUAUUUGUGAAGAAAGAAGAUGCUAUCACAGCAUAUAAGAAAUACAACAACAGGUGUUUAGAUGGUCAACCAAUGAAAUGCAAUCUUCAUAUGAAUGGGAAUGUCAUCACCUCAGACCAGCCUAUAUUGCUCCGAUUGAGUGAUACCCCUUCAGUGAAGAAGGAAGGGGAACCACGCCGGUCAAGUGCAAGCGCCUCCUCAAAUCCCCCAGCUGAAGUGGACCCUGAAACUAUCUUGAAGGCUCUCUUCAAAUCCUCAGGGGUCUCUGCCUCUGCGCAGCCCACAGAAUUCAAAAUUAAACUCUGAGAGGGGGGGAGCAAGCAGUGGACUGGAAAACUCAUAUAAGCUGGGGGAUGAGGAAAGUGCAGGAGUGCAGAUGUUAUUUGCAUUUGCCUGUCCUGAAAUGUUUUGUUUUCUAUGAUCGCUACCUUACUGUACAAUAGUGUUUCCUCUUGUGUGUGUACUUUCUGUUUUCAUAGUUGGAGUUUUCUUCCAUGAUUUUUUUUUCCCAAGAGAAUAACCUUCCCCUUCUGCCAGUAAUGUAUUACCAAGCAUAUACCAUGUAACUCCAUCCUUUACUCCAAAGCCCCCGGUGGCCAUUAAAAGUGCACAUAGAGUUUGAGGGAAGGAGUGGUGAUCUCCUUCUGUUUUCUUCUGACUGACCUUUAACUAAAGGGUGCAUCCCCUUGAUUGUCCACAGGCAAGAGCACCACGUUGUUUCUGAAGUCGCUGCGCUGGGUACAAAGGCAGGUUGGGCUCCCUCCAGAAAGGACUCGUGUGCAUUUGGUGGUGUAACUCUUCCUUCUGGCUGUUGGAUACUUUCCUGCUCAGCAGCUGGGACGUUGAGGAGCGGGAGAAGCUGAGCUGCCCCCGGUGUGCCGAUGGAGACGUCGGGCAGAAGCGACGUAUGCGCAAGUGCACCGGCCAUUGCGCUGUGGGCACGGCUGUUUCAACUCUGGUAGUGCUGGACGGUUGUUCUGGCAUUUGUACAAGGAAUAUAUUUGCUCUGGAGGGUCAGGCUCAGUUGCUCUCCUCUUUCUGGACCGAAAAAUUAAGAACCAGUCAUGUUCAGAGCUAGAAGAAACCCAGUUGUUUGACUCCCGUUAGAUUAUAUUGCGUCCUCCUGCUGAUGCACGGACAUGAGUUUCUUUCUUGCCUUCUAACUCAGCCAGUCUCCUGUAGAAAGGAAGGACCUGAGACCUUUUUCAGAUCUUAAUACACACAAAGUCUUGUGUCUGAGAACUUGUUUCUUUCAGAGGUGCUUUUUGGGCAUUGUUUGGCUGCUGUGCGGUUAUGCUGCUGGCAUGCCUGGAUUUGGAGAAUGAUGGCUGCAGUGUGUGGCUUCAGGGAGAGAUUUAGGAGCAGAGGGCAGUUAGUACUGUGUAAGGAACACCGGAGAGGAGUGGCAAGUCCCGUGCAGGGCGACGAGGCCGUGGCGUGGGCCAGCGAGUGUGUGUGACGGGCCACUAGGUGGCACUUCCAGUUCUUCCCAUUGUUUGUACCGCAUUGGCGCCUUGGAUGUUGAAAGUCCCAGUAGCUCCACUCGUUUGUGUUUGCUCAGACUGUAUUGGAAGAGAGGAAAGCUGAGAGCAACUUCCAGAACCGGGUUGGGGUUUGGACUUGAUCCUACUAGCUGGGAGACUAACCUAAUCCAUUCUGUCCAGCUCUGCUGAGUAGCUCCUGUAAGUCCAGAUUCUGUUUCUUGGACAACCCCAUGUUUCUUUUGCUUUCUUGUUCUGUAUGAACUCUUUCUUCUAUCUAGCUUGUGCAGACCAUUCCUUAAUCUCACUGUAUCCCUUUUAGCCAUGGAAAUAAUAAGGACUUGGCAGGACUUGUUUUUCUGGAGUACUCUCUUUGGUUUGAAGGCCAGUGACACCAUGAUUGGUGGGGUGCUUCAUGUGAACAGCAGAUGUUGGUAGGGGAGGGGACCUAAGACAGCUAUUGUUCUCCUUUUUUAGAUUGCCCACCAAAUACGUGUGUUUUAAUAAAAAAAAAAACAAGGGGGAGGGAGGGGGAGGAAACAUUAGGGAUUGGAGAAGAUAAUGUAUUACCUGUUUCUGAAUAAACGUUUGUUAUACAGAGAGU
Motacilla alba alba is the source of this 3678-nucleotide messenger RNA. RefSeq names its product DNA polymerase delta interacting protein 3 (gene POLDIP3). The record is from RefSeq and is a predicted model, not a curated record. Gene Ontology annotation, cellular component: nucleus. Bases 682 to 1899 code for a protein of 405 amino acids. Gene Ontology annotation, molecular function: mRNA binding. Lineage: Eukaryota; Metazoa; Chordata; Aves; Passeriformes; Motacillidae. Gene Ontology annotation, biological process: mRNA export from nucleus. The transcript is spliced from 9 exons.